Messenger RNA from Dendronephthya gigantea, 3405 nucleotides. Its product is annotated as fibrillin-2-like. The transcript is spliced from 16 exons. The coding region runs from base 1885 to 3210 and encodes 441 amino acids. The record is from RefSeq and is a predicted model, not a curated record. Gene Ontology annotation, molecular function: calcium ion binding. NCBI's taxonomy places the organism in Eukaryota, Metazoa, Cnidaria, Anthozoa, Malacalcyonacea, Nephtheidae.
UAGCUUUAUAUGAAAGGAUGUUGUUGGCUUUGCCUUUGGUUUUAAUUCAACUUUGUUUGCCCUGUACUGCACGGGUAUCACAAGACCUUUUUACAUAACUUGUCCGUUCAUGUUUUUACAAGAGUCACUGGAUGAAUAAGCUUUUAUAUAAUAAUGUUACCCUUUACGUAAUCAUUCACUCACAAUGAGAUUACCUGAGAUUUUGUAAUCGUUGCAUGUAUUAAAUGCAUUGUCCCUGCAUGACGUUACAUCAUGUUAAUAUAAUUCUGUUUACUAUAAUGCUAUAAUUUUCGUUGGUUUAAUUUUCAUUGUAAAUAAAACACCUACAUACGAUUCGUCGUAUUCACGUGAUAAGAUAUAUCACGGUGUAUAUACAUACACAACUUAUAUUAUGUAUCUACAUAUAUAGCCAUAGGUUACAUCGUAAAAUUUAAGUGGGCAAACAACUUAUUGCGUAAUUUACUGUCAUAUGCCUAUGGGUGAAAUUCCCAAUUCGUCAAGCAAACUUUAAAUUGUAUGCUUUAUAUUCCGUGUUUUCUACUGUUGCUAAGUCUAAGAGCAUACCGUAGUUUUUUUUAUCACCCACUGCCGGGCACUGCUUUCAUAUCGAUAAGUUUCCUUUUAGGAUAAAAAUAUUUACUGCCUACGCAUAGUUUUCACUGAUAUAUUGUUUUGAUUGUUUUGAUAUCUGAAAUUGUGAGGCGAGGACGUUAAAUUACGUGGGUCGAGAAGCAUCUCGCUGUGCUGAGUUGAGAAGUAAACAAACUUCACAAUAUACAGACAUGUAAGGAAGCGCAUGCAUGUGUUUUGUGUGGGAAGACAAUAUCCAUGGCAAUGAAUAGUAUGCGGAUUCAAAUAUGUACAUUUAUAGGAUGACAUACAUUUACACUAAUGUGAUCAACUGCUUCAUGUUAAUGAAAUAUUAGCUAGUGUAGUUAAUCCAGUAAUAAGACGAUAGAUUUCAUUUAUAUAAGACUAUAAACCAAGAGCUCACAAGCUUCAGCUCAGCCUCAGCUGAAGGAACAAGGUCAUCUUAGUGUACAUGUCACAUGUGUUAAAUUAAAUAUCUAUAGGCUAUAGCUAUACUCUUAACCUGGAUAUAGGCUUGAGAUGUCUAGACUUCGAUUUCUGAUUUUUUUAUGUAUACAAUUUCUAAUAUAUUUAACUCGUAUACGACAUUUUAAGCUUGGUAGGAUCUUGGUGCCGUUUCGUAUAGGUCGAGAGAACUUGGCAAUUAUACAAGUUCAGACAUGAUCAUAUCAAAGAAUAAUUGCUUUCAUAGUUUCAUAAGGAAACAACUUCCUUUUUGAAUAAACAUCCCCAGGUUCCUUCCUUCCUUUGAAUGCAGAUAACUAUAGACCACAUAAAUUAUCAAAUGGCUGGGUUUCGACUCAAAAAUCCACAUGGUUUGGCAUUUGCCCCUUUUCAGGCAAAACGAUAUAAAAGCAAUUUCGUUCUUGGAGAGAUCACUAGACGCUUGACCUUGUCUUCAUCCGUAAUGAAUUACUUCACCUUGGCGCGCUUGAAGCAGACUACGUCAUCAAAUACAUUUGUACACUUCAUGAAGUCCGUCCAUCAACAUCAAGAUCGGUGUAUGUGCGUACGACUCAUCGCGUGUGUUGUUCAUCGGAAACUCCUUAGCCUUAAGAUUUUACGAAAGGCAACUCGAAGAACAUUCCUUCUAUAUACAAUUGCAAGGCUGAUGGACAUAAUUUUGAUUGUAGAAAUCAUGGCUUUCAAAAUGUUCCUUACGACUACUUCUACGGCCAUUUUUGCGUCCGUCGCAUCCACCUCAGUGAAAACCCGUACAUUUGCGACUGCAGCUUAGUCUGGUUCCUGCGUGAGCAUUCUAAUCGAAGAAAAUGCAUUCCAGAUCGUCUACAAAUGCAGUGUGCAUAUCCUGAGAAAUUGCGGGGAAGAAAUAUAACAGAAUUAAAGGAGGAAGAGAUUUGUGAUACCGAAAGAGUGAGUUUCAAGAAGGUUUGCAAACCUCCUGCCGGUAGUUCUAAUACUUGGAACUGCGAGAACUUGGGAUUGGAUUUUGUCCCGUACGAUAUCUUCCAUCGAAAAACACGUUUAUCACUGAGAGGUGAAUACAUGUGUGACUGUAAUAUUGUCUUCGUGAUGCGGCGUCUGAAGUACGAGUGGGAUAGAAACCUGUUACCAAACAAUGCCAAAAUCAGAUGCAAAGGGCCGGGAAAAUUUUCCCAGAAGAAGCUCUAUACGUUAAAGGAGAAUGAUGUUUGUCCCCAAAAAGAACCAAAUGUCUGCAAGGCUCUUCCAUGUCCUGUAACCUCGAUAUGCGAAGUGACUGGGGCGACCUCUUAUCGUUGUGCAGACCUUGAUGAAUGUUGGACGAAACUGAAUAAUUGCGAUAAAAAUGCGAAAUGUAUCAAUACAGAUCCGGGAUAUCUGUGUCGUUGUAGACCUGGUUAUACACAGUACAAUGAUGGACGAGUGUGUCAAGAUUUUGACGAAUGUUCACAAAAAUCUCUGUGUGCUAAGGAUGCUAAGUGUAUUAAUCUUCCUGGAUCUUACAAAUGCGAAUGUGAUGCUGGCUUCUCUGGAGAUGGAACAUUUUGCGAAGACAUAAAUGAAUGCGUUGGCAGAAAACGCUGCAGCGUUCAUGCAGAGUGCAAGAACACACAAGGAUCAUACGAAUGUACAUGUAAGAAGGGUUACCGUGUCAAAGACUUGAUAUGUGCAGAUAUUGACGAGUGUUCCCAGAAUCCUUGUCCAGUCCAAUCCACUUGUCAAAACACUGUUGGUUCAUACUCUUGUAAAUGUCUUUCUGGAUAUGAGUGGAAACACACCCGAUGUUUAGAUCUUGACGAAUGCAAAACAAAUAUUCAUAAGUGCGACAAAAAUGCUGUUUGCUUCAACCUGGUCGGAGGAUAUAAAUGUCGCUGCAAGGAUGGUUACGAGAAUGUGAACAAUGGAAGACUUUGUGCAAAAAGCAAGACAAGCAAAUACAAAUCACCUCAUAUUCUGUUGAUUUCAACUUCAACCUGCGUGGCCGUUGGUGGUGUUGCUUUGUUAAUAGGUCUGGCUAUCUAUUUUGAAAGGAAAAUGAGGAAGAAAGAUAAAGAACAUUUGCAAAGUGACGAUGAAGGACAAGAACCGCUGUUAAACCAGGAAGACACAGCUAUGGAUGCUGUAUUCAUGUUCAACCCUCAUGCCAACAGAACGCAAUUAACCGCCUGGGAUUAGUUGUGUUUGAGUCUUUCGAGAAGGAAAGAAAUUACGAUGAUGAUCACGUUGAAUGAUGUGAAACGUAUGUUAAAUAUUUUGCUGAUACAUUUGUAUGCUCGUUGCAAAAAUAAAGUGCCGACGUUUCCAAGCCAUAUACGUGGUAUUGAUAGGUUUGCUCAUAAGCUAAGAGCCUGUAAACCAUUCAAAGUUAGA